CCCCUUGGGACCUGGGCCUGAGGAGCCUGGACACGGGGAGUACUGGGGCACCUGGGAAAAUGUGACCACUUGCUACCCUUUCCCAAAGUAAAUGAAGUGAAGGAAGUGCGAUUACUUGUGGGGGGGAGGAGGAGAAAUAUGUGCUACGUUUGUUGUGGGUUGGGAGGUCUCUGGACAUUCGUCCACACUGGGGAUCUUUUAAUCUAUCUGCUCAUCACUGUACAAACACCUGGAGUGUGAUACAGUGCGUCAUUACACUUAAAAAUAGAGCAGUAAUAAUGCUGUUUGAGUCCAUCUCUUACGCAGCAUCUUUUUAUUCUGCUAAGUCAGCGCUGACCCUUGUCUUGUGACUCGGUAGUUAUUGAAAGAUGCUUGGCAUUCAGUGCAAAUCAGUCGCUUCGCGCAGCAGCCUCCCCUGGUCAUGACGACAGUGCAUGCUGGCUGUCAAAGGAGUGGAGUUUGUAGGAUGGACAGCUGAAAGCUCGUCUCUCUGCCUCUCCUCAGUCACUAGCUGACAAGGGGACACACCAGUUCUGACCUUUUCCUCUCUUCCUAUGCUUGGAAACGUUCCCCAACGGAAGGCUCUGGAAUGAGCAGCUAGGUAGCAAUCUUACCACUUCUCCCUGUACCCCACAAAACCUCUAGUCUGCAUCCAUCACCACAGCCAGCAGUUUUUAACAUUUUUCAUUCUCUACCCACCCCUUAUGGAAAGGGCAUAAGAGCUCACUUGCUGUUUUGUGUCUGUAGGGAAUAAGGUUAUGUAGCAGGAUUCCAGAGCUGAAGGUCAGCCCAGCCAACUUUCCUAAUGGAGGAGGCUCCUCAAGGGACAUUUCAAGAUGAGCUGGAAUGGUGCAUCUUACAGCUGGAGAUGGGCCUCCUUCGCCUCAACCCAACUCCAAAACAAGCAGAGGAAACACAGCAGAUCCUGAAGGUCCUACGCUCCCACAAGGCACCCUUUGUGAAGAAGCGACAGGUGAUGAAUCGUGUGUUUGGAGAUUAUCGACUUAAGAUGGCUGAGGAGCAGAAAAGGGCAGAGAAAGCAGCUAUGAAACCUGGGAAAGUGCAGAUACAACAAGGGAACAUAAAGGCUUCAGGGAGCAUGGUGUAUAGGAAGCGAUCUGACCAGACUUCUGAAGUAAACACAAGCUGGUUCACACCAUCUGACAACAGUUUCAGGUUCAGCUUUACACCUGAAACAGAAACACAAACAACCAAUGAAACUGUGGAAGAGGCACACAAGACAGAUGGCUCUGAACAGAAGCAGAUUGGUACCAGUUCCUCAGAAGUAAAAGAUUUGAAUGGAACAUUAAACUUCUCUGUCUCUGGACAAGGACCUGAGUUUGCUUUCAAUUUUGUCAUCUCAGAUAAAGAUAAUUCUGUUCUUCCAUCUGUUUCUACAGGGCCCACCAUGGAGAGUAUAACACAAGAUAAGACAUUAAGUGGCUCACCCUCCACAGGUCCAGCACUGACACUAGAGUGUUCAAUCCUGCCAGACACUAAUAUUUCCCAAACUAUGGACAGCAUGGAUGUAAAAGAAGGGAGAGACCUUCCCAUAUUAAAGACCCCAAAACUAGAGACAGUCUCCAUAAGUGAGACUAAGGCAGAGAAAACAGCAGUAGAUGGAACAUCCAAGAAGGAAAAAAAGAAAAAGAAACCAUCAAACAAUAAGAAAGAAUUGGAAGAGAAUGAGGUCAGUAAGAAGGUGAAGAUGGGAGCCAGUAGUCAUCAGGAUAGUAGUGCACCUCCCCAGGACCAGACCCCACAGUCAGAUGAACAGCUUCGAAGAGAAGUGGACUGGUGUGUGGAGCAGCUGGAACUAGGCCUGAAGAUGCAGAAAUCCACUCCAAAGCAGGUUGAUGAGGCCCUGCGUGCCAUCAGGACACUGCGCAGUGACAAAGCUGUGCUAGCGAAGAAACGCCAGGUCAUGCGAGCUAUGUUCAGAGACUACAGGAAGAAGAUGGAGGAGGAGAGGCAGAAGCAGCUGAAGCUCAUGCAUACAGCUGCCAAGUCUGCUAAGGUCACAGAAGUGAGUGAGAGCACACGCCGAAAGAGCAGCCAGGUUUUCAGGAAGCAUACAGGAUCCUCCAGGAAAAGCCUACAUCCAGCAGAAUCCCAUUCUGAUACUCUCAGCCACACACAGUCCCCCAGGGCAUCUGACAUGGACUCAUUUGUAUUUACAACUUCCCAAGAGGAGUUUUGCUUUAAUUUUUUCUAAGAAAGUUUCUUGGAUGCAUCUAUUUGAUUUUUAAUUGCUGAAAAUGUUGCCAAAGCUUGUAUAGUUUUAGGGGAUGAAAAAUACCAAGCAAGGCAUUACAUAUUUUCAUAGUGAAAAGACUCCCAAAGUGCCUUAGGGUAACAGCUCCACCUACAGUGCAUAAAACUUCCAGACUCAAGUCUCCUGGUUGGACCCCUUUUUUCACUCACCCCUCAGAAAGGUGCCUUUGCAGGCAACCAGUAUGGAAUCAGGUGGUCACUGAAUUUAUCUUAGCUCAGUGCUAGUUCCAUGAAAUAAUUUUCUUGAUAAGGUAAUUUCCCCCCACCCCAAAUAGCACAAACUACAUAUAUUAUGGAGGAGACAAAACAUAAAGUAUGUAACAUUGUUAGCCAGAGAAUCCAGGCUCACAUUGGAGAAUGGAAAAGGCAGGAGGAGAAAGCAGCAUCACAUUGGGCAGUGUGACCCUUGCUGUCUGUUAGGCCUUUUUGGAUCCUAUAGCUUCCAGGCUUUGCUGGUUUGGAGGAUUUCUGUCCUGUUUAACAUGUAAACAUCCUGGAGGGAGAGAGUGGGUGAGCCAUAGAUGACUGGCCGUUCCUUUGUUUCACUAAACAGCAUUGUGUCAGUGGUGAACUCCAGCAGCAGUGUUGAAGUUGUAAAGACUGAUUUAAACCAGGUCAGUGAUGUACAGGAAAAACCAGCUACAGCUAUCCAGUGAAGACUUUAGUUUCUGAGUCAGCAGUGUUUGCUUUUUGGGUUGGCCAGGCAAUGGGAGCUGUGGAGGAAGCACAGCUAAACCUUGAAAGAAGCAGGCUUUGAGUAGCCAGCUGGGCAAGCAGUUGUGCCUCACAGUAUCUAGCUCUUUUUUUUUUUUACCAGAAGUAUGCAUCAGCUCCAUACUGAACCUCGGAUGGAUGCAAAAUAAAAUGGGAGGGUACUGAGGUUCCUUUGAGUUAAAAGUAUCUAUUUGACCUGUAUCAAAUAACAACUCCUUUGUUUUCCAAACAAUUGAUUAGUGCAUUUCCAAAGCUGUGAUGAAGGUUUGGCUAAUAUGCCUAUGAAAAAUAGCAUCUCUGGAAAAGAUCUGAAAAAUUAGAAAGAACUUUCCACUGCUUAAAGGAGUAAUGGGUCUCUGGAGGAGCACUGGAGUAAUCAUGGAGUAAUAGGUCCCUGGAGGAUCACUGGAUUUUUUUCCUAUUUGACAACCUUAUAAAUCAUGUUGUUUGGGUGAGCAGCAAUGGUGCAUGACUAGAUUUUUUUAGUGUACUAAGAACAGCUGCAGGAGAAGGGAGGGUAUUUAGUGGAGAGGACUUCAAGAAACUGUUACUGAAUUUAACAAGGAAAUUCUUAUAUAUAUUGACUUUAGUAUAAUAAAUUGCCUCCUG
This is a messenger RNA of Gavialis gangeticus (Gharial), 3597 nucleotides long. It is a transcript of the gene CUNH8orf33, whose product is annotated as chromosome unknown C8orf33 homolog. The record is from RefSeq and is a predicted model, not a curated record. NCBI's taxonomy places the organism in Eukaryota, Metazoa, Chordata, Crocodylia, Gavialidae. The transcript is spliced from 7 exons. Bases 806 to 2215 code for a protein of 469 amino acids.